AUAUGACCCAUUGGUACUCCAAACGCCACCUCACGGGAGGCAACCCAAAAUCUCGCUCCACAUUAGACCUGCCUGAUUGGAGGAUGAGGGAGCGACUACGGACAGUCACCGCCGCACUGGUCAUGUGUCUCAACAUCGGCGUCGACCCUCCUGAUGUAUCCAAGACGAACCCGUGCUCAAAGCUCAUCUGCUGGAUGGACCCAUCUAGCUUGGAAGUGUCCAAAGCUCUGCCAGCUAUCGGGAAGAAUCUGCAAGCCCAGUUCGAGACACUGAGCAUGAAGACGAGGUACAAGCAAUACCUCGAUCCCAUUGUAGAGGAGACGAAGCGCUUCUGUACUGCUUUGCGUCGGACGGCGAAAGACGAGAGGGUGCUCUUCUACUACAAUGGAUAUGGAGUACCCAAGCCCACCCCUGGCGGAGAGAUUUGGGUCUUCAACAAGGCAUACACGCAGUACAUUCCCGUUACGCUGUACGACCUGCAAGCUUGGCUGGGCAACCCAUGCAUCUUCGUCUGGGAUGCCAGUGCUGCGGGAAAUGUAGUCGUCAACUUCAAAAAGCUCGCCGAUCGGAGAGCGGAAGAGGAGGCAAAGGCGGGAGGAGGUGGAAGAGAUAGGGACAAGGAGCAGAGCGAGACGCACUUCCCGCUACGGGAAAGCAUACAUCUGGCAGCUUGCGCUCCUGACGAGAUCCUACCGAUGAACCCAGAGCUGCCAGCCGACCUUUUCACCUGCUGCCUUACCUCGCCCAUCGAGAUCUCGUUGCGGUGGUUCGUAUUGCAGAACCCUCUGCCAUCGAAGCUCAAUGUCGACAUGGUCAUGAACAUCCCUGGCAGGCUGCAAGAUCGCCGGACACCUCUAGGCGAGCUGAAUUGGAUCUUCACAGCUAUCACGGAUACCAUUGCCUGGACAGUCCUUCCUCGGGCUAUCUUCCGAAGGCUCUUCCGAGACGACUUGAUGGUCGCCGCUCUCCUGCGCAAUUUCCUGCUAGCAGAGAGGAUCAUGCGCUUCUACCACUGCACGCCGAUGAGCCACCCGCAGUUACCGGCUACCCACAACCACCCCCUCUGGAGCAGUUGGGACCUUGCUGUCGAUCAGUGCCUCGCGCAGCUACCGACACUUCUCGAGAAGGAGAAGGCUCAGAGGAUAGCAGAUGAAGGGGGACCACCCAUGGAUCUCAAGCUCGCGGCGUUCGAGUAUCGUCACAGUACUUUCUUCAGUGAGCAGCUGAAGGCUUUCGAAGUCUGGCUUGGCCAAGGGGGUGUCAGCAGGCAAGGAAGGCGCAGAAGGGUUGACGCCUUCCGAGGGAUACGCGAUGAUCUCGUAGACGCAGCAGGAGAUGGGCUCAACGACGAAGACAGUACGCGUCAUGUCCUGGAUCCUCCCGAUCAGCUGCCGAUCGUCCUGCAAGUUCUUCUGAGUCAAGUGCAUCGUCUGCGGGCUCUCAUCCUUCUGAGCCAGUUCCUCGACCUGGGACCACGUGCCGUCAAUCUUGCGCUCAGCAUCGGAAUCUUCCCUUAUGUCCUCAAGCUACUGCAGUCCCCAGCUGUCGAUCUCAAGCCUGUGUUGAUCUACAUUUGGGCUCGUAUCCUGGCGGUGGAUCGAUCUUGUCAAAACGAUCUGCUGAGGGACAAUGGCUUCAUCUACUUUGUUGGCGUCCUCAGUCCCUUCCAACAACCUCAGGCCGGAGGACAGGGUGGGCAGGGGGGCCAGACCUCACUGCCCAUUCCGAACGUCAGCGAGCACAGAGCCAUGUGCGCCUUCAUCCUUUCGGUCUUCUGUCAAGACUUCCCAGCUGGCCAGCAGGCAUGUCUGCAGCAGACAGAUGCAAUGGACUCCUGCCUGGAACACCUCGAAGAUGAUGAUUUCCUCCUGAGACAAUGGAGCGCACUGUGUUUGGCGCAGCUCUGGGAUGGAAGCGAUGAGGGCAAAGCGCUGGGGAUCAAGAAGGAUGCUCAUGGCAAACUCUGCUAUAUGCUCGGCGAUGUCAGUCCUGAAGUUAGAGCGGCCGUUUUGUAUGCUCUGGGUACUCUACUUGGAGCAAGCGGCAGCAGCGUGGAUCCUUUUGAUCCUGUCUCUUCGAUGGGCACCACUGCCGCCUCGAGCUCUAGCUCAAAUAGACCCGGUGGCAGCGGUGGACCGAGGCAGAGGUGUCUGGGCACCGGCUCGGCUCUCCACCUUGAAGAGUCUGCGCAGCGCAGCCUCGAGCUCGGUAUCGCCAUUGCGAUGCUCUCUGCACGUGGUGACUCUUCUCCAAUGGUCCGCAAGGAAGUCGUCGUAGCCCUGAGCGCAGUUGUGAGGGAGUACAAGGGCUUCUUUGUCCUCGCCGCAUAUCUCUAUUUCGAUGCAGAAGAGCGCGAAGUGCGCAGAGGCAAGAAGCAGCCUACUGCAAACGGUCCCGACUCUGCAAAGGGUGGCUCAAGCAUGCGAGGUCUCGAUGUUGUGGAAGAGGGUGUUGGCGAGGAAGAGACAGGAGACGAUCCUACGCUCUCAAGAGUGCUGAGCAAGCUCGCUCUCGAGGAGGGACUGACUGAGGAAGACAUCGGCAAUGUGCCAGCGUUCUCCACUCUGUUUGCCUCCCUGCUUGACCUAGCUGCCGACAGUCACGUCGAAGUAGCAUCGAUGGCAAAGACUGUCGUCGACUACAUUCUGGCCCUUCUGCUCGAAAGCGACGUUGCUCGCUCAGGCGAAAGUGCAGUCAACAGAUUCGCUGGUUUGUCAUUGGGCGCGCACGAUGCCUCCUUGAACCGCAUCGUCUUGCCCACUGUCGUGAGCAACGGCGACAACGAUGGCUACUUUGCAUUUGCACCUCCUUCCCCUACUGCCUACGGCAUGCCCUCGGCGUCUGAGGGGUUGGUCAGCCCUCACGGCACCACCUUCGGCGAUGUCGAUGCGUCCGGCUCCUCAGGAAGCAAUGGUGCAAGUAACCGUCAAUUGCCAUAUCAACCUAAGAGAGCGCCAUCAUUUGCACAGACGGUCAAGACCAUUGCUACCCUUGGAUAUUCUCGCCCCUCUAGCCCCAUUCCUUCGCCUGACCCCGGCUCGCCCGCCGAGGGUGGUCCUACAGCCGGCAAUGGGACUCCAGAGAGGGAGGACAGUCGUCGAGGUUCCGUCUUCGAUGUGCGGGUAGCGGAUGCCCUCGCAGCGCUGAUCUCAGUCGACCUCCAGCGCUUCCGGAAUCGAGCUUCUCUAGCCGCGGAUCCAUCCUUAGGCAGCUCCUCCGCUGGCAGCACUCCAAUGACAAGCCCGAACAAUGGUCGGUCUGCGAUGAAGGUCCUCCUCACUGAUCCUGGUCUGGGCAAUGACGACAUUCGAGACACAUUGCCCCUCAAGAGCCGGCUGUUCAGCUGGUGCAGCGAGUACUAUCGCGAGCCCCAGAUGAAGCCUGCAGAGGCCGAGGAGCCGGGUAGUGUCAAAUACAAUGUCCAGACGUGGAAGAGGCAACGCAAUGAGCGCAUCUUGAGCGACUCACAGGCGCAAGCUGAGCCUGCUUCGAAGAAUGCGUGGUCCAAGCCGGUCUCGACGAUGAGGAAUGGAGCGCCGCCUUAUCAGAUGGUGAUGCAUCAAUUCGAGAAUCACCUCGUGACUGCAAGCGAGCGGGAUGUCGUGUCUGUCUGGGACUGGGAAAAAGCUCGACUGUUGAGUAGGUUCCACAAUGGCAACCCGUUGGGCACCAACAUCACAUCGACACUCUUCAUCAAUGAAGAGGCCGAUGGGUUGCUCCUCGUGGGAUCUGCAGAGGGUGACGUGCGCAUCUAUCGAGACUACGAUCGUCCUACUUGGAUCCCUGACACUCGCGGACCAGAGUUGAUCAGCUCCUUCCGUGCUCUGCCUGAUCUGGUGCGGAGUCACUUCCCCAGUGGUCUUGUAGCAGACUGGCAGCAAGUCACUGGCCACCUCUUGGCCGGUGGUGACAGUCGUGUCAUUCGAGUUUGGGACGCUCAUCGCGAGCUGUGCGUCUGCGAUAUCCCUACUCGGGUGUCGAGUUGCGUCACUUCCAUCUCUUCCGAGGCGGACAUUGGACACAUCUUUGUCGCUGGUUUUGGUGAUGGAACAGUGGGAGUCUACGAUCGUCGUAAUCCACCCGAGGCCAGUCUUGUCCGGCUCUGGACCGAGCAUCGCACUUGGGUCCACAAGGUUCACCUGCAAAAGCAUAGCAACCGCGAGCUUGUCUCAGCGAGCGAUGACUCAGAAGUCCGCCUGUGGGAUAUCAGAGGACGCUCCUCUAUCUCAAAGGCGAAUCUAGGAGGUCAACUCAGAGGCAAGCUCUCCUCAUUCGCAGUCCACGAGCGGGCCCAGGUCUUUGCUGCUGCCUCUACACCACGACAGACGAGGAACGGCCCUUCAACAUGGAACGGCUCUACACCUCAGACGAUUCACCACGCCUCUUUCACCGAGCCCUCCAAGCCUCUAGGCGGCAGUGCUCCCAUCCAGCAUCACCAGGGUUCCCACUCCCACUCCCAUGCCCAUGCUCAUGCACAUCAGCAACAUCAUCAUGCCCACUCGCAGCUGGCGCAGGGUGGAGCAAGAGGCCAGCAGAGCGCUCUACUCCCACCGGCUAUGCUCGACCAACCCCUCUCCUGCUUCACACCUGCAAUGGCGUCCAUUGCCUUCCACCCUCACUGGCCGCUUAUGGCUUAUUCAGGGCCGGACCUCGCAGGCACAAUCGAGGUCAAGAAGUUCGGGGGUGUAGGCACUGCUGGUGCGGGUGCAGGUGCGGGGGAUAGUGAAGCUAGAGGAAAUGGACAUGGCAGUGGCAGUGCUGGCAGGUCUGACACGGCGAGUUGGGGAGAUGGAUAUACCGUCGUCGAAGGAAUGACGGCCUUGCCUUCUUACGAAUCGAGGAGUAGCACGUUCAGAGAGGGAGGCGAAAGGGAGGGUUCAGGGAAGCGGAGGAGCUUCUUGGGCAUCUGA
Messenger RNA from Microstroma glucosiphilum, 4910 nucleotides. RefSeq lists its product as hypothetical. Gene Ontology annotation, biological process: positive regulation of cell growth; regulation of autophagy; positive regulation of protein serine/threonine kinase activity. The transcript is spliced from 4 exons. Gene Ontology annotation, molecular function: protein-macromolecule adaptor activity; protein binding. The record is from RefSeq and is a predicted model, not a curated record. Gene Ontology annotation, cellular component: cytoplasm; TORC1 complex. NCBI's taxonomy places the organism in Eukaryota, Fungi, Basidiomycota, Exobasidiomycetes, Microstromatales, Microstromataceae. The annotation marks the transcript as partial.